Molecule: messenger RNA, 4620 nt
Organism: Pongo pygmaeus (Bornean orangutan)
Lineage: Eukaryota; Metazoa; Chordata; Mammalia; Primates; Hominidae
Gene: PIGK
Product: phosphatidylinositol glycan anchor biosynthesis class K
Exons: 11
Coding region: 58-1245 (395 amino acids)
Biological process (GO): attachment of GPI anchor to protein; proteolysis
Cellular component (GO): GPI-anchor transamidase complex
Molecular function (GO): GPI-anchor transamidase activity
Source: RefSeq, a predicted model, not a curated record
CUACUUUACGGCACUGCCUCCGCCCCUUCAGGUGCUGGAAGUCUGAAGCCGGCAAACAUGGCCGUCACCGACAGCCUCAGCCGGGCUGCGAGUACCUUGGCAGCUGUAUUGCUCUUGUCCUUCGGCAGCGUGGCCGCUAGUCAUAUCGAGGAUCAAGCAGAACAAUUCUUUAGAAGUGGCCAUACAAACAACUGGGCUGUUCUGGUGUGUACAUCCCGAUUCUGGUUUAAUUAUCGACAUGUUGCAAAUACGCUUUCCGUUUAUAGAAGUGUCAAGAGGCUAGGUAUUCCUGACAGUCACAUUGUCCUAAUGCUUGCAGAUGAUAUGGCCUGCAAUCCUAGAAAUCCCAAACCAGCUACAGUGUUUAGUCACAAGAAUAUGGAACUAAAUGUGUAUGGAGAUGAUGUGGAAGUGGAUUAUAGAAGUUAUGAGGUAACUGUGGAGAAUUUUUUACGGGUAUUAACUGGGAGGAUCCCACCUAGUACUCCUCGGUCAAAACGUCUUCUUUCUGAUGAUAGAAGCAAUAUUCUAAUUUAUAUGACAGGACAUGGUGGAAAUGGUUUCUUGAAAUUUCAAGAUUCUGAAGAAAUUACCAACAUAGAACUUGCGGAUGCUUUUGAACAAAUGUGGCAGAAAAGACGCUACAAUGAGCUACUGUUUAUUAUUGAUACUUGCCAAGGAGCAUCCAUGUAUGAGCGAUUUUAUUCUCCUAACAUAAUGGCUCUAGCUAGUAGUCAAGUGGGAGAAGAUUCACUCUCGCAUCAACCUGAUCCUGCAAUUGGAGUCCAUCUUAUGGAUAGAUACACAUUUUAUGUCUUGGAAUUUUUGGAAGAAAUUAACCCAGCUAGCCAAACUAAUAUGAAUGACCUUUUUCAGGUGUGUCCCAAAAGUCUGUGUGUGUCUACUCCUGGACAUCGCACUGAUCUUUUUCAGAGGGAUCCUAAAAAUGUACUGAUAACUGAUUUCUUUGGAAGUGUACGGAAAGUGGAAAUUACAACAGAGACUAUUAAAUUGCAACAGGAUUCAGAAAUCAUGGAAAGCAGCUAUAAGGAAGACCAGAUGGAUGAAGAACUAAUGGAACCUCUGAAAUAUGCUGAACAACUUCCUGUAGCUCAGAUAAUACACCAGAAACCGAAGCUGAAAGACUGGCAUCCUCCUGGGGGCUUUAUUCUGGGAUUAUGGGCACUUAUUAUCAUGGUUUUCUUCAAAACUUAUGGAAUUAAGCAUAUGAAGUUCAUUUUUUAGACUUGAUGAUGAAUGAAGAAUGCAUGGAAGACUGCAAACUUGGAUAAUAAUUUAUGUCAUUAUAUAUUUUUAAAAAUGUGUUUCUCUUGUGUGAAUUGGAAAUAAGGAAACUAAAUUUGAAUCAACAAUUAAUUUUAUAACUUGAAGAAAAAUAACUGUUAAUGCAAUUGCUUAAUGGCACUAAAUAUAUUCCAGUUUUGUAUAUUGUGUAUUAUAAAAGCAAAUGAGACAAAGAGAUCAGAAUACAUUGAUUGUUUUUGAAAAUAGUAAUUUCCGCUUAUCCCCUUUUCAUUUGGAAAAGAAAAAAUUGUGAAGACAUUAAAUUCUCACUAACAGAAGUAACUUCGGUUAAUUAUUUUUUGUAUAUCCUCCCAAUCUUUUGACUUAUGCACAUAUUUUUUCCCAAUAUGGAGAUCAUAUGGAAUAUACUAUUUUGUAAUGUCUUUUUUUAUUUUACAAUGUAUUAUCAACCUUUUCCCUCUCAAAAAUACAUUGUGAAUGACUGCAUAGUAUUCAUUAUAUGAAUAUUUAAUUCAUUUCACAGUCUUCUAUUGUUGGACCACUUACAUUGUACCAAACGUUUUCCUUUGGUUUAUUCUUUAAUGUAUUAAUAUUUUACUGCUGGUCACUCAUGGAAUCCUGCAGCUUUAAUUAAAAGCAAAGAUGAAAAAUUGGUUUUUUAAUCUAUGGCACUGACAAUCUCCAGGACCUUGUAUGUUGCCAGUUUAUUUGGGAAAUUUUAGACCUUUGAUAAUUUCACAAAUUGACUGCUCAAGAGAAACAUACGCCAUUGUUUUUCAUUUGUAAGCGUUCUGUGAUCUUCUAGAAUUGGUCAUGUCCUCUUCAUUUUCCACCUUGAAGGAGAGAACCAACAAGGACUUUAUUUCAUUCUGUUUUAGGUAAACCUCCUUGCCCACUGGCUGUAUCUAUACUUUCCCUGAGAAAAAUCCCAUAAAGUGGAUGGACCUGUGAAGAAAAUGUACGCUUAUGGCCUAGCCUUCAUGUCUGGCUGAUGUAUCCUAUAAGGCAGUAAGCCCCUUUUCUGGUCUCUGGUAAGAUGCAAGAGCUCAUAUCCCCAUCACUGACAUUUUAGUUUGGAAAUAAUAUUGAGACUGUGCUAUGACCAACCCCUGAUGUUGUUUUUUCUUUUCAAACUUUUGCAUAUGAGUAGAGGAAAAGCCUAAAAGUUCAGUAUUUAUGUCUGGGGGGAUACCUUCAAGUGUCUUAUCUGUUUUAUGCAAGAAUUUAUGUGUUCAUCUUUAUUCAGUGUGAAGAUUUUUUUUAUAAUUUUGUUUAUAAUUGUAGGUAACAUUAAGACAACUCUUCCUCCAUAAGAAAACCUCCUAAAAUUAAUAUUCCUUAAGAUUUGUUUUUCCUUUUGCACUUAUAAUAUUACCUUUUAAUUGCAUGCAAGAUUGUCAUACUUUUCACAGGCGAAGGAUUGACCGUGUUAUCUCCCUAGUUAGAACAAAUGAUAUUGAGGCUUUUUGCCAGCUCUGAAUCUUUAUUUUAAUUGAUCUUUUUAUUGAUGUCUUAUAUAAAUGAGGAAGAAAAAUUUUGUCUGAUUAUGUGAAGGAUCUUUCUGUACAUGAAAAGAAGGGAAAAUAAACUUGCAAUUGAAUAGACUGAUUAUAGUAGCACUGAGACACAAAAAGAUUGACCUUGUUGCUCUCCAGACACUCAUACAAGGUCGUGGACACCACGGUGAGGUGGAGCUAUUUAGGGUGGUAAAGAAAUUAUGAUUGUUCUUGAGCCAAAGUAAUUUAGUUUGAAUAUCAUGAAACAUACCCUGAUGGGUAAAGACUGCUAGAAAGUAAAAGGAUUUGUCUUCAGAGGUUGUAGAAGGUGCCCUUUUUAGUUAAAACCAAACUGGGAAAAGUAAUACUGGAUAAAAUAUUCAGGAUAAAUUUUACUUCGGCAGAAUUUCAAAGGGCAGUUAUUCCUCUGUUUCAUUAUUGAAUCUUCAGAAUAUAGUUAAAGCCAAAAGCUUAAAAUAUGUUAAAUGUUUCACUUAUAACCAUAAUCUUUUUACAUAGAGCAUACUCUGCCUUCAUAAUAACUAAAUCCUCUGCAUGUGGUAGAUGAGUAUGUUUAGGAAAUAUUGUCAGUGCAAUUAAAUGGCCUACACUUUAAACAAUAACAUAAAAACAAAUCCUUAAAUAUAUUCUACUUGAGUCACAAAAGCUGAACAACAGAAAGGUGUUUUGUUUUUGCCUUUCUCACAGUGUUGUGGUGAGAAUCAGAUGAGAUAAUAUUUUGACUAAACACUUUGGAAAUUGUAAAUAUAUGGUGGCAUUAUUGUUCUUAUGUUGGCUUAGGGGGAUACCAAAGGGGAAGUUAAUGGUCACAGUGCACUUACGUAGCUUUCUAAGCUACUCAAUGUGAUUCUUGUUCUCUUUGCUGUUCUUUUUCUCCUCCCCCAUGGUGUCCUUCAGAGAGAAAAGGAAUGUAGAUAAAUGAAUCCCAGCAGAUGUGUCCUGACAUUUCAGGGAGGGACAGGGUAUAAUGAUGUCAUCCUGCAAAGGCAGCCUGUGUGAGAAAAAGAAAUCAAAUGAUGUGGAUUUUAAAAUUACAAAAGACAUUCAUUUGCAGUUUAUGAAAGGAGAAUGUAGUUUGGAUACAAAGCUGAUUAAAUUGGAUCAAGAAAAAUUAGAAUUAAAUGCAAAAAAUAAUCCAUGCAUUUAUGGUUUUGAUUCUUAUAUAUUCCCAGCUAGUUGAAAAUGAUGAUUCCCACAAGAAGCAUAACUCAGCUUGUUUCUGCUUACUGAGUAUUUUCUACUAUGGUAUAUGUUGAUAACAUUUCUUCCAUUAUGUAUGUUGUAUACCAGAGUUACAGUUACUGUGGGAAUCAUAAUUUGAAAUUUUGACUCCUGUGUUUCUGGAAUCUUUACAACAAAUGUUGCAUUAACAUAUAACUUUUUUCAGUUGACUUUACCAAAAUUAAGCCCAUCUUUCGUAGAUACUGUUUUAACAUGUGAAAGAAAUAUGUUAUAAACAUACUACAAGGUAUGGCUAUAAAAUAACGAGAUCAGUAUCCAUUUUUGCUUUAUAGAAUUGGCCUUAUUGCUUCAUUGUCACAUCUCAUACUCAAGGGCAUUUACUACAAAGAAAGCGUUCUCCAAUAUUGCUGUUCUGUUGCUGCCUGCCCUAUUUACACAUGUACCUGCUACUUAAAUAGGAAAGCCUUUCAAUUCAUGGACAAUACACCUUGGUGGUAACCAGGCUUUUAUUUUUUUUUCUUAGUGUAAAAAAUGUACUGUUUUGGAAAUGUGCUGUGAAAUAUUAGGUUUAACUGUGUAGAUCCUAGAAUAAGGGGAUUUAUAUAGAUGAAGUUGUAACCAAGAAACUGGUUAUUAAAAAUUUAUUUACUCCAAA